Fusarium verticillioides 7600 is the source of this 1638-nucleotide messenger RNA. RefSeq lists its product as hypothetical. The coding region runs from base 220 to 1443 and encodes 407 amino acids. NCBI's taxonomy places the organism in Eukaryota, Fungi, Ascomycota, Sordariomycetes, Hypocreales, Nectriaceae. Gene Ontology annotation, molecular function: structural constituent of cell wall. The record is from RefSeq and is a predicted model, not a curated record. The transcript is spliced from 2 exons. Gene Ontology annotation, biological process: fungal-type cell wall organization. Gene Ontology annotation, cellular component: fungal-type cell wall.
GUGUGAAUAAUGCAGUAUCGAUACGAGGAUGCGCAACCUCUUUGUUAUAGCGUUCCAGGCAGAAUGAGUGGAGUAAGACGCCAUGUAUAUCAAGCAGGCUGCUUCUCCCGAUUGAAUAGACUCAUCAUCACUACCAACCAGACAAAACAAAGACAUCUUUCGUCUAUCUCGAGAGCAAAAGUCUCCUAUAUUCCUUUCAUCACAUAAUUAACCUCCAGGAUGAGAACAUCACUGGCUCUCCUGGCUCUGGCAGCCACAGCCUUCGCCAUUCCCCAAGCGGUCACAAAAGAUAUUGCACCCAAGGGUAAGGCACCCAAGGGCUGCACCACUUCAUAUGAUGGUCAAUUUGAAGUCACAAUCUUCAAGCCUGGCAACGAGAAGCGCGAUGUCACCGAGCGGUCAUGCAAUGGUGAAGGCGUUCUAGUCUUGAACCUCGACGAUGGCGUUCUCAAGGAUGCUCAAGGACGAACUGGUUACAUUUCGGAGAGUUACCAGUUCCAAUUCGACAAGCCCGUUCAAGCUGGCGCAAUCUACACAUCCGGUUUCUCAGUCUGUUCCAACGGCACCCUCGCCUUCGGAUCCUCCGCAAUCUUCUGGCAAUGUCAAUCCGGCGACUUCUACAACCUCUACGACCGCAACUGGGCUGAGCAAUGUGAGCCUGUUGAGUUCGGCGUCAUGCCCUGUGGCAAGAGUAAGAAUGCCAAGUCCGCCCCAAAGAAGAGAAUCGUGGGAAGCAGUGUUGUCGCAACUACUGUUGUAACUGUCGUUUCCGAUGGCACGACAAAGGAGGUCCCCACUACUAUUGCUGUACCCAUGUGUCAGAUUGGCGAUGGACAGGUUCAGGUCCGCACGACGCCUUGUGAUGAUAUGGAGAUCCCUAUCAUUACUGCUGCCCCUGUCAGUCAAGUCUCGGAUGGCAAGCUUCAGGUCCCUACUACAGCUCCUCCCGCGCCUCCCGCAGUUCAGAAGCCUGCUAAGCCUGCGGAUGACACGCCUGCUGAGGGUACUGGCGGCGAUGCUGGAGAUAAGCCCAAGCCUGCUGAGGAGUCGAAGCCCGGUGCUUCUCCUGCUGGGAACGCUGCGCCCGACAAUACAGGUGCGGCUCAGGCUGAUAAGUCCGCUGGAGAUGAGCCUUCUGCUACAGACGCCCGACGCAAGUCAAAGGCUACCAAGACCGAUGAUGAAGUGCUGGUCACUGACUCUGGGGUCCCCUCCGACACUGAGACCGAGGAAGCUGGUUCUUCUCGAAGCACACUUGCUGUCAAGCCAUUCAAACCUCAGACGACCGAGAGUGAUGACUCUGGGGAGACUGGAAGCAGCUCCAGCACCGGCUCAGAUGACGCUGCGUCUACCGGUGCGGCUCAGUCUGAUGCUUUCAAGAUUGCCGCAAGCUUGGGCAUGGCUAUUGUAUCGGGCCUGUUUGGAUCUCUGUUGAUUCUGUAAAUGAUGAAGGGACUGGGAUGAUUGAUUGAAGUUAUGAUUGUAUAUGUUUUCUCGCAUAAAUGUGGUGUUCUGGUUUUCGCAUGUCGGAGGUUUUGGGUUAGUGAAUUUAGACAUCUAUUAACAAACAGUCAAUAGCACAAUAGACAUGGAAUCAUAAAGCUAAACGUACACAAACCUAGAUAUUCAAUUGCCUCU